Messenger RNA from Exophiala mesophila, 1070 nucleotides. RefSeq lists its product as uncharacterized. Lineage: Eukaryota; Fungi; Ascomycota; Eurotiomycetes; Chaetothyriales; Herpotrichiellaceae. Bases 110 to 916 code for a protein of 268 amino acids. The record is from RefSeq and is a predicted model, not a curated record. The transcript has a single exon.
UGCGCAGCUCUCCUUUCUGGUAGAUGACAAUCAUAGACAGCUAUACAGACUGCGCCUCCCUGACAUUAAUUUAGAAACUGUCAAAAGCCAUUUGCACGUUGACUAUCGAAUGCACAACCCGACAAUCCAAAGGCUCGCCACCAUCCCACAUCAAUUUCAAAAUCACCUGCUCAGAAAGAACCCAAGACUAGAGCAACUGUCGUUGCUUGGCCAGGAGCUUUGCCUCUCCAAAUCUUCUUGUCACCAAGGACUAUCUACCCUCUCGAACAACAAAGUAUUACUGCAAGCAAUACACGCACGUUCGUCUCGACUUGUCCCGUCAGGCUUCCGUCAUCAAAACCCACACUCCUCGAUUCAAGCUCUCCAAGGACAUCCCUGCUCACGUCGAUCCUUCUCUGCCACCCUCCAGUCCGCCAACAUGUCAUCCGACUCCUCCUACCUGUCCUUCCUCAACAAGGCCAAUGAAGAUCCCAAGUCUGGCACCGACCCUUCUUCGUCAUCAAAACAAUCGACCUCGGAACACAAGUCCAAACUCGAUCCCACCACACAAUCCUCCUUCCCCGAAUCCCUGCAGUCCAUUCCCGAUUCACUCACGUACACAUCUGACACCGACUCAGCGUUUGAACCUAUAUUCCUAAACUAUGCUGGUGCGGAUCUCCCUUCCAUCGACGAGUUCAAGAAGGUCCUGGAGGCAAGCAGGAGCGCGGGCAAGGACAGUGUCGUCGAAGAGUUAACGGUGAAGGACUUUGAUCCGAGGGGCCAGUAUAAGGAGAUCGUGGAUCGGGUCAAAAAGGCAGGAUCCGGCGACGUCAAGGUGUUCCGAGUCGAGGUUGGCGCAACAAGAGUCGAGUAUUACAUCGUCACAAUUGGGGAUAGGAGCUUGGUGGGUGUUGUGACUAAGGCGGUAGAGAGCUGAGAGUAUCACUUAUAACGUUAACCCUGAAUGCCACCACGAGGAGUAAAUUACCGAGUGUAAUCAAAACAUUGCGUGUAGCUACAAUUUCGGCUGACCAGCAGGGUCUCGAAAUAUCAGUGUAGCUAUGCAAACCAUAUACCAAUUAUGAAACUAG